AUGUUCUAUGUUGGCAAUUUAAGUUUAUAUCAGCAGCUAUGUCUGUGUACUGGUACUUUAAAAUCAGUCUAUUUUAAAAUUUUGCAUACAUUCUUUAACUUCGAAUGUCAGACGUUUUUAUUAAUUGUUAAUUAUACAAUAUUUUAAUGCAAAAUUCAUAUGAAUAUUUUUUUAUGAAUCGUUUAACUUUUCUAGUCAUAAGGUAACAAGUAAUCAUGCAUAGUCAUAUGUGUAUGAUGAGAGUUACAAAAAAACUCAUUUCUGGUUUAAGUUUUGUACCAGUACAUGUUAUGCUGCUUAGCCAUAAGUUGUGCCACAGAUGGAGCAACAUUUUCUACUAGAAUAUUCUAUUUAAUGAUGGAGCUGUUAACCAUAUUACAAUUUAAUUUACUGCAAAAGGGAAGAGUAUAUAUUUCAACUAACAUUGUUAAUAAAUUUGAACAACAAAGCGGAAUUAAAGUUGCAAAAGCAAACUUGUCAUAUAAUUGCGUGCAUAUUAAUAAAGUAUUAAGACAGUGCAAAUUUUUAUAUAUAAAUUUGUAACACUUUUAUAUAAUUUAUAUCUUAAUUUUUAAAACAUGUAGAAACUAAGAGUACAAUAAAUGGAAAAUUAAAAUAAAUGUUUUUAUAAACAUAAUAAAUGUGUGUGUGUGCUGUGCACGCGCACGCGUGUGUGUGUGUGUGUGUGUGUAAUAGACGACUUAGUUAAUUUAUUUUUAUAAUUCUACAACACGUUUUAAAUUUAAAUAUAUACCUUUUCAAUUUAAUAUUAUUUAAAGUUAAGAAUUUACAGAACAAAAUCUAAAUUGAAAUAAUCAUUUUUUUAAAUUCAACGAUAAAUUUUAGAACAGUGAACUUCCUGAUUGGUUCAUUUGUGAGUGUGUGAGUGAGAAUUACCAAUGAAAAUGUAUCUAGGUACGCGAUAUAUAGAGUGUCCCAGGUAUCAAUUGUCAAAGUUUGGCAGUUGUUUUAACCAAAAAUGUUACAUGUACGCCAUAUAGCAGCUCGAUGUGUCCUCAUCUUCAAAAUGUGAAAGGAAAUGUAACAUAAGCUAUAAGUAAUAUACUGAAACUACGUAACUUUCGAUGAUUAUCAUUUACUUCAAAUUAUUUUUUUCAUAGUGAUUGA
Molecule: messenger RNA, 1128 nt
Organism: Heterotrigona itama
Lineage: Eukaryota; Metazoa; Arthropoda; Insecta; Hymenoptera; Apidae
Source: the annotation of a GenBank genome assembly